Messenger RNA from Rhipicephalus sanguineus (brown dog tick), 3074 nucleotides. Its product is annotated as endonuclease G, mitochondrial. The transcript has 4 exons. Lineage: Eukaryota; Metazoa; Arthropoda; Arachnida; Ixodida; Ixodidae. The coding region runs from base 131 to 1012 and encodes 293 amino acids. Gene Ontology annotation, biological process: apoptotic DNA fragmentation. Gene Ontology annotation, molecular function: single-stranded DNA endonuclease activity; RNA endonuclease activity; nucleic acid binding. Gene Ontology annotation, cellular component: mitochondrial inner membrane; nucleus. The record is from RefSeq and is a predicted model, not a curated record.
CUCUGCGCCAAUGCCGCCAACUGACGCUGCAUCGUUUUGUCGUCUGCGUUUCUAUGUGUGUGUAGUGCGGCUCGUACUGGUGUUCUCCCCUCACUGAAUAAGAGUUAUCCUGGUCUUCAUUCCGCACGCAAUGACUUCGCUAAGUCGCCGAGGAGUUCAACUGCUCGCCGCAGCCGUUGCGGGCUGGGGUGGUUGCCGUGCGUACGACCACUUCUCGACGAAAGGUCAGGUGCACGCCGCCACGCUUUUACCGAGCUCUCCUGCGAUCGUGCCUGUGGAGCCCGUUGAAGGUGCCAGCCGUCAAACGCAGAUCAUGCGUUUCGGCUUUCCUGGAACCGACACCCUACGAUUUUUAGACGACUACGUCCUCUCCUACGACCGCAGGAACAGAACUGCACAUUGGGUCUUCGAGCACCUAACGAAGGAGAAACUGUUGAGGAACGACAAGGUGGACAGGUCCAAGUGCGAAUUUCACGAAGACCCCCAGAUACACCCGUACUUUCGGUCCCUGAACUCUGACUAUUACAAGAGCGGCUUUGACCGUGGCCAUUUGGCGGCCGCGGGUAACCACCGGCGGUGUCAAACCGACGUGGAUCAAACUUUUCUGCUCAGUAAUAUGGCACCCCAGGUUGGCAAAGGAUUCAACAGAGACUCUUGGAACAGGCUAGAGAAGCAUGUCCGAGGCCUAACAAAGCACUACAAGAAUGUCUAUGUUUGUACCGGCCCUCUGUAUUUACCACGAAUGGAGAGUGAUGGAAAAAAAUAUGUCAAGUACCAAGUGAUCGGUGCCAACCAUGUAGCUGUGCCAACGCAUUUCUUCAAAGUGGUUGUGGGAGAAACGGAGAAUGCAGAAUUCGACUUGGAAUCAUAUGUCAUGCCCAAUGCUGUCAUACCUGAUGACACGCAACUUCGGUCGUUUCUGGUUCCAUUAGACACCAUUGAGAGGGCAGCGGGGCUGCUGUUUUUUGACAAGAUUGACAAAAACAAGUUUCGUCGCGUCAACAGGAGAUGAUGUAUGCGCGUGGAUCACACACACCAAAGAAGUGUUGCCUCAGGAGGAAUCCACAGCACUAUCACCACUCUGUGCAGCCACAAUCUUGGGUCGUAAGGCCGAGAGCGAGAUAAGGAUGGCCUCCUGCAAGAUAAUUUAAACAUUAUUAAUUGUAUAUAGUCGAACCCACUUAUAAUGUUUUGACAAUAUACAUCAGAUAGUAUAACAGUAAGCAGCCGCUGCACUCAGAACUUUCAUGUCUUCUAUGGUGGAACAAACCACCUUCUACAAUGUUCCCAUGCCACAUUAUCGGUUGUAACAAUUAAAUCUGGCUCCCGGCCUCUCCGUGGCAAGAAAGAAGAAUGCUUGAAAUGCUGACAAAGAAAGAAAGGAACAUUGCCAGCUGCUGCACCUACUAUUUGAGUACCACACGUGCCACACAUUCAAAUAGAGCCAGGUUUCCAGCCUUCUCAGCACCCCAGAACCUCAUGCAUCUGUUUUUUUCUGUGCAACCCACUUAUAACAGUGGAAUCUUAAUGGCACUGUAUUAUUGCUAUAAGUGGGUUCGACUAUACCACACAGCAACAAGUUGCAAACCAUGCGCAGUUGCAUAUCUAAACAGUCUAAACAUAGCUUACUCUUAAUAAAUGUAUCUCGUGCUAACUGUUUUUAUUAGGAAUGUGUGAAUACCGCGUACUAAUAGUAGAUUUCAAAUUCAAUAUCUGCAAAAGAUGCAGGUCUACCCAUGCUCAGAACACUACUCACAUUAAGUAGCAAGAAUAUUUGCUACCAGUAAUACAGGUAUUUAGAGACAUAGUAUUUAUACCAUGGUCUAUUCUUAUGAACACCAAAUUAGUGUGCCAGCCCUGAUAACUCAGUAUCAGGGGCAACCUAAUGAAUACAACAGACAUUUCAAGCCAAGGAAAGCAUAAGGUCAGUGGGGUCCGAACCCACACCCUUCGAAUUACGCGUCCAAUGCUCUACCAUAUAAGCUACAAUGGUAAGUGUUCCCCUGUCCACUUUGUUGGGUAUUCCUGUGCGUGUAAUGUUGGAGUGUUCGCCAGUGCAACUCGUCACCAAGGCGGCAAGUGUGGAACACUUUUUGCCAGAGGGCUUCGUGUAGCGUGUGAUCUUUUUACGAGCUGGCAGCUGACCCAUAAACCCUUGCUCUGAAAGGUUCGAGGAGCUCGUUUCUUUACACAACCUAAUGAAUCCAACAGACCAAGGAGAGCACAGUGUACACUAUUCGUUACUUUUAACUGUAGUGCAGUAAAUAUUGCAUAAAUGGAAAUAAAUUGAAGUGGACGAUAAAACGCUUUUGCAAUCUGUGAGGCCUGUACCCACAACCUAUACCCAACAAAGUGGAUGGGGGAAUGUCUGUUGUUGUAGCUCAAUUGGUAGAGCACUGGACAUAUAAUUCGAAGAUUAUGGGUUCGGGCCACACCGACAGCAAGGGAGUUUUUUCAUCCACUUUAAUUAUUUCCGUUGAUAUAUAAUUACUACAUUAUUGUUAAAAAUGUCUGUUUGAUUCAUCAGGUUAUGUCCAACAAAGAAACGAGCCCCUCAAAUAAUUCCGCUUUCAUUCACUAUCAGCGGGCAGCACAGCUGUAAAGCCAUAUGAUGCCAAGUAUAAAAGGACACUUGUCUACCCAGCCCCCACUUUAGAGUAAAGGGCAUGCCCCCUCAAAAAAAAUUCCUGGCUACACUAAGGCUUCUAUACGUACACCUGGAAAAUGUUAGCUGAACAGAUUUAAGGGCUUUUUUUUUCCCACCUGAACAUAAAAAAAUAGCAACGUUAUAUUGCUAUGAAUACUAACAAGGUUUUCAGUCUAUUGGGGGUCUCUGUUCUAUUGCUUAGAAAGCUUUGCUUUCUCAUUUUCUUCCAGAUAACAGAAAUGGGUUUUCCAUGUAUAUGAGAGAUGGCUUUUGUGGGUUAUCAUCAGCUUGUCAAGACCAAACUGAUCAACAGGAAACAACGAGUUUAGCGCAUCAUGUAAUUCAGCAUUUUUCUGUACGAUAAUGAUCAUAGCACGGGUUGACUAACUGCAUUUAGUGCUGACAAUAAAGAGCACCUUUUUCACUA